AUGCAAGGCCCGAAGUUGGGGGGCUUCGAGGUCUCGAAAGGCCUGCGAUACAAACUCAGCGCGUCAAUCCUCGUUGGCCUGGCAUGCCUGACAGGCUGCGCGGCGGUAGCAUCAGGUCCGAUUUCCUGCACAGGAAGUAACAAGUUUGCUGCCGUGUCGCUCGAAAAACAAGGAAGUCAAGUCGAACUGCAGUGCCCGGACAGUUCAACUUUGGUUCCAGAACCGAAUUCGCACCAGUUCUGCCAAAACGCCGCAUGUACCGCAAGGGCAGAUUUGACCAAAAUAGGGGUGUGGCACGAAGUCGACGGGGAAGUACUCACACCGUCCCGACAAAAAACAGACGGCUAUAUCCUCACAUUGAGUGUCAAUCCCAAAGAAUCGAAGACCCUAUAUUUCCAGUGUCGUCAGGGGACGAAGCAGAGAGGCGGAAACAUCGAGUCUGGUCAAGAGGAGAGGACAGAAGUAACUUGCACAUUUCAAGUGGCAGUGCACGGUUCACAGGCAGCCACCACUGCAGCAAAAGAAGGUGAGCCGUCUGUAACAACUCCAUGGCCGUCGCUGGACUUCUUGUGCCUCACUAGACUCAGCAAUCUGCCGCCAGGGAGGCUGUUUGUAGAGUUGAAAGGGUGA
Molecule: messenger RNA, 630 nt
Organism: Neospora caninum
Lineage: Eukaryota; Apicomplexa; Conoidasida; Eucoccidiorida; Sarcocystidae
Product: SRS domain-containing protein
Exons: 1
Coding region: 1-630 (209 amino acids)
Cellular component (GO): membrane
Source: RefSeq, a predicted model, not a curated record